AAAAAUUGGGUCCCUAACCUCAAGCACUCUAGUUAACUAAACUAAACAACAAAAUCGUUUCCACAUAAUAAAUUGUGGGGCUGUGGCCUUCCAUUAGGGAUUCUGCUCAUUUUGGAGUCAGAAAAGUGCCAAAUUAUGGCAAUUUGCGGUCAAAUUUUGAAUCGCGCUCCGAAAAGUCGGCCUGUGAUUGGCGCAAACAUCACAGUUCGAAAAAUAAUAAUAAAUGUGCCCUUAACCUCAAAUUUGUAUACAAAUUAAAUGUGACAAGUGUGCGGGCCCCCCUUCGCAAACAUUCCACUAAAAUGUCUGAUCUCGACCAAAAAAUCGCCCAAAUUAAAGCCAACGUGACGUCCUACCCCGACUUCCCCAAACCCGGCAUCCUCUUCAGGGACUUGUUUUCAGUGUUCCAAAAGCCUGAACUCAUUGCAAUUUUACGUGACGUUUUGGUGUCUUUUGCACGCAAAAUUGAGCCCCCGGCUGAAUGUAUCGUGGGAUUGGAUGCUCGGGGGUUUCUCUUGGGGCCGUUGAUGGCGAUUGAUUUGAACAUACCUUUCGUUCCAAUUCGGAAAAAGGGUAAACUACCGGGGAAAAUUUUGUCGGCGCAGUAUGCUCUCGAGUACGGUCAUGACACUGUUGAAAUUCAGGAAAAUAGCAUAAGUAAGGGGCAACGCGUCCUGCUUGUGGACGAUUUGUUAGCCACGGGGGGCAGUCUAGGGGCUGCCUGCCAGCUCGUGCGAGGGGCAGGUGGCGAAGUCGCAGGGUGUCUCGUUCUAAUGGAGCUCGAGGGGCUCAAAGGCCGGGAGAAGGUGCCAGCAGAGGUAUUGUCCAUUAUUAAAUAUUAAUUUUUUGAUUGAUAUUUCAAUCGAGAGUGCCUUGCAUUCCAUCAAGUAGUGAAAUAAAAAACCUAUUUUUGUCAA
This is a messenger RNA of Tribolium castaneum (red flour beetle), 917 nucleotides long. It is a transcript of the gene Aprt, whose product is annotated as Adenine phosphoribosyltransferase. The coding region runs from base 303 to 842 and encodes 179 amino acids. Gene Ontology annotation, biological process: adenine salvage; AMP salvage. Gene Ontology annotation, cellular component: cytoplasm. The record is from RefSeq and is a predicted model, not a curated record. The transcript has 3 exons. Gene Ontology annotation, molecular function: adenine binding; AMP binding; adenine phosphoribosyltransferase activity. Lineage: Eukaryota; Metazoa; Arthropoda; Insecta; Coleoptera; Tenebrionidae.